CUUUGGCACAAUGAAGUGGGUAACCUUUAUUUCCCUCCUCCUCCUCUUUAGCUCUGCUUAUUCCAGGGGCGUGACUCGUCGAGAAGCACAUCAGAGUGAGAUUGCUCAUCGGUUCAAUGAUUUGGGAGAAGAACAUUUCAGAGGCCUGGUACUGGUUGCCUUUUCUCAGUAUCUCCAGCAGUGUCCAUUUGAAGAUCAUGUAAAAUUAGUGAAUGAAGUAACUGAGUUCGCAAAAGGAUGUGUGGCUGACCAGUCAGCAGCCAACUGUGAAAAGUCACUUCACGAACUCUUUGGAGAUAAACUGUGUACAGUUGCCUCUCUUCGCGACAAGUAUGGUGAGAUGGCUGAUUGCUGUGAGAAAAAAGAACCUGAGAGAAACGAAUGCUUCCUGCAGCACAAAGAUGACAAUCCCGGCUUCGGUCAGCUGGUGACCCCAGAGGCUGAUGCCAUGUGCACUGCCUUCCACGAAAAUGAACAGAGGUUCCUGGGCAAAUACUUAUAUGAAAUUGCCAGAAGACAUCCUUACUUUUAUGCCCCAGAACUCCUUUACUAUGCCGAAGAAUACAAAGGAGUUUUUACAGAAUGCUGCGAAGCUGCAGAUAAAGCUGCCUGCCUGACACCAAAGGUUGAUGCUUUGAGAGAAAAAGUACUGGCUUCAUCCGCCAAAGAGAGACUCAAGUGUGCCAGCCUCCAGAAAUUCGGAGAAAGAGCUUUCAAAGCAUGGUCAGUAGCUCGUCUGAGCCAGAAAUUUCCCAAGGCUGAAUUUGCAGAGAUUUCCAAGUUAGUGACAGAUCUUGCCAAAAUCCACAAGGAAUGCUGCCAUGGUGACCUGCUUGAAUGUGCAGAUGACAGGGCGGACCUUGCCAAGUAUAUAUGUGAAAAUCAAGAUUCAAUCUCCACUAAGCUGAAGGAAUGCUGUGGUAAGCCUGUGUUGGAAAAAUCCCAUUGCAUCAGCGAGGUGGAAAGAGAUGAGUUGCCUGCUGACCUGCCCCCGUUAGCUGUUGAUUUUGUUGAAGAUAAGGAAGUUUGCAAGAACUAUCAGGAGGCAAAGGAUGUGUUCCUGGGCACGUUUUUGUAUGAAUACUCAAGAAGGCACCCUGAAUACUCUGUCUCAUUGCUACUGAGACUUGCCAAGGAAUAUGAAGCCACCCUAGAGAAGUGCUGUGCCACUGAUGAUCCUCCUGCUUGCUAUGCCCAUGUGUUUGAUGAAUUUAAACCUCUUGUGGAAGAGCCUCACAAUUUAGUCAAAACAAACUGUGAACUUUUUGAAAAACUUGGAGAAUAUGGCUUCCAAAAUGCGCUCUUAGUUCGUUACACCAAGAAAGUACCUCAAGUGUCAACUCCAACUCUCGUGGAGGUCUCAAGAAGCCUAGGAAAAGUGGGCAGCAAGUGUUGUACGCAUCCUGAAGCAGAAAGACUGUCCUGUGCUGAAGACUAUCUGUCCGUGGUCCUGAACCGGUUGUGUGUGUUGCAUGAGAAGACCCCUGUGAGCGAGAGAGUUACCAAAUGCUGCACAGAGUCCUUGGUGAACAGACGACCAUGCUUUUCUGCUCUGCAAGUCGAUGAAACAUAUGUUCCCAAAGAAUUUAGUGCUGAAACAUUCACCUUCCAUGCAGAUUUAUGCACACUUCCUGAGGCUGAGAAACAAAUCAAGAAACAAUCUGCACUUGUUGAGCUGUUGAAACACAAGCCCAAGGCAACAGAGGAACAACUGAAAACUGUCAUGGGGGAUUUUGGAAGCUUUGUAGACAAGUGCUGCGCAGCUGAAGACAAGGAGGCCUGCUUUGCUGAGGAGGGUCCAAAGCUUGUUGCUGCAGCUCAAGCUGCCUUAGCCUAAAACAACACAAUCACAACAUCUCAG
This is a messenger RNA of Felis catus (domestic cat), 1861 nucleotides long. RefSeq names its product albumin (gene ALB). Gene Ontology annotation, cellular component: blood microparticle; cytoplasm. NCBI's taxonomy places the organism in Eukaryota, Metazoa, Chordata, Mammalia, Carnivora, Felidae. Gene Ontology annotation, biological process: transport. The record is from RefSeq and is marked provisional.